GUUCAAUACAAAAUCGUUGAUGUAUCGUCACCUCAGCGAUGAUCAUCCCCUAAAGGCAAUGUAUUGCGCUCUGAAAUUGGAGUGUCCCACUAGAUCGUACAUCUACGUUUUGGAGAAUCUUGGUUUUGACGUUCCUGAUAGUCGACUGAUGGUAGCAACUUACGUUAACGGAGAUAUUCUUCUUCAAUCAAAAAUGGGCGACAGUCAGCUGCUGAUAGUAAAACGGGUCAAAGAUACUAGUUUACCAAAAAUUGUGAAAGUGCAAGGAGGAAUUAAGAUGGCUGAGGAUGGAACAAUUUUAAAAGCAACAGAUACGAUUUCUCCAAAACGUACUUCAGCAAGCAGUAUAUUUACUGGUGAUCGCAGUUCAACCAAGAAUGCUAUUUCAGGACCUACUGAAGCCGGAGGAAUAGCUACUGCUUCGAUAAACAACACAGUUAAUGCUUCACGGGAUAGAACAGUACCAUCGAGUUCUCAUGCAACAAGUACGGGAACUAGUAACUCACCCUGUUUAAGUGAAGGCAGGAAGCUUGUACCGAAGCAAGUGAAUAGAGCAUUUGCCACCUCUGUUAGAAAAAUCAUAAAACUAGGAAAUGAGCCACCUUCUGCAACAAGCGGCAAUUCAGGCUUGGUUUCUAUAACACCAGAGCAGACGAAUCUGUCUCAAAUGUCUAAGACUGAUCCGUUAUCUACGGCCAAGUUGACAAUUGCUGGUGAAUCGACAACAGCAAUCAAUACAGCUGUUACGGAGACUUCUACUGCAAGCGUAUCAGCGAAUAGAACAGUUCCCCUUGUACAUCAUGACGCAGCACAGGAAGUGGGACAUGGUUUUAAACCUUUAGGACCGAUAAAACCACCGCAGAACAUUGUAAAGGUAAAAGACUUUGGAUUCAUAAAAACAUCCGUUGCUGAAUCUAAAAUGACCAAUACAUCGCAUCCAUGCAGUUCGCGUAAUAUUGUAAAAUUAACACGAUUAGGCGAUGGCACGCUGGUGAUAAAACUACCAUCUCCUUCAAAACCAGAAUCACAAUCCGUCGUGGGUGCGCCGGUGGAACGUUGUGCUUCAGCGCAUAUGGACGCAGCCAAGACUGAAUUAACUGAAGGGAACAAAAUAAACGCACCCCCUGGAGUUGUGCGAGCGGCACAGUCCGGAAUCAUUAACGCUAGUGUGUCUCAACAAACACUUGCUACUAAGAAACAGAUCCUCCCCGUCAAACCAUUACAGGCCGUUUUGGUUACUCCGGUAGAACAAAGUGUUUUAAAUUCCAAUGCAGCCAAGUCUAGCGAAGCGAAAGUGAUCAAAUCAAAAGCACCUACUGAAGUUGUGCGUCUCGUGAAAAGUGGAAUCAUUAAUACCUCUUCGUGCGUUUCAUCGUCAAAAAUCGUGGGCUCGGGGAUAGAAAGAAGUGUUCCAAAUUCAAAUACAACCAAGCCCACUGAAACGGGAAUAAGUAAAACAAAAACACCUACUGGAUUUAUGCGCGAGGUGAAAUCCGGUAAAACCGUUGUGGGUAGGUCGAUGGAACAAAGCAGACCAAAUACGAAUGCAGCUAAGCCUAGCGUGAUAGAAGUGACCAAUGCAAAAAUAUCUGCAGGAAUUGUGCGCGUUGUGAAUUCCGGAAUCAUUCAUACCUCUGUAGCUCCAGCAACCGAGAAGGAACAUAUUCUAACCUUAAAUCCGCCACAAAAUGUUAAUGUUCUAAAUGCGAAUACAGCCAAGUCAACGGAUGCGAACAAAAGAAAAGCGCCCACUGGUGUUGUACGCGUGAUGGAAACCGGUAUCAAUAGUAUCUCUACAUCGCUGUCAAAAAAUGUCGUGGUUACGUCGAUGGAACAACGACCAAAUUCGAAUGCAACAAAGCCCAAUUCAUCGGGAGUUAACAAAGCAAGAGCACGAUCCAGCUCUACAGCAGUCAAUCAGGACAAGCAUAUCGGAGCUCAAUUUAGAGGCGCUGCGAAAAAGAAAAACAAACGAAACGAAUGGAUGUAAGUGUUGAAAUUUUGCUGAAAGUUUGCGGAUCUUCGGAAAGCCUUUG
Molecule: messenger RNA, 2036 nt
Organism: Anopheles coustani
Lineage: Eukaryota; Metazoa; Arthropoda; Insecta; Diptera; Culicidae
Product: mucin-5AC-like
Exons: 3
Coding region: 20-1990 (656 amino acids)
Source: RefSeq, a predicted model, not a curated record